AUGGGUAUUCCUGGACUCUGGGAUUUCAUCUCCGACUGCAAAGAAAUUGUCAAACUUGCCGAAUACGCAACGCAGCAUUUCGAGCAAUAUAAAAGACCAUUGCGAAUCGCCGUUGAUGAGGCAACUUGGAGACAUAAAUUAUACAUCAGUAAUAAAGCGAAACUUUGUAAAGAAUAUUCUAAUCUCCAUCUCAACGAGCGAAAUCUUGUAUCUGUUGUUCUACGGCUCUUGAAGUUAAACAUUCAGCUCGUUUUCGUAGCAGAUGGUCCGGAUAAACCUGGCGAGAAAUAUGGUGCUAAAGGAGGGGGAGUGUGGAAAUAUAAAAGCGAAGUUUUGCAAGAUUGUUUGAGGCUUUUGGGAGUGAAGUGGCAUGAGGCGCCUGGAGAGGCGGAAGCAGAAUGUGCAGUGUUGCAGAGGAGAGGUGUGGUGGAUUGUGUUUGGACGGAGGAUGGCGAUGCGUUGAUGUUUGGGUGUGGAUUCUUGAUGAGGUUUUGUUAUAGUGAUGAGGAAGAGGGAAAUUGGGAGAAGAAGGAAAGGGGGAAGGGUGGGGGUGGGUGGACGGCGAAGAGGAGUGGGAUGAAAGAUUUGGAUAAGAUAGUGCUUUAUAAAGCGAGUGUUGUUGAAAGUAAACACCCAGGGUUUGAUAGGGAGGGUUGGUUACUUUUUGUAUUGUUGAGGGGAGGGGAUUAUGGGAAGGGAUUGCAUGGUUGUGGGGUGUGGAAGGCAAGUAAGGUUGUUGAAUUGGGGUUUGCAAAGGAACUUUUUGAGGUGAUGAAAACAUCAGAGGAUCUCGAUACUUGGAGAACUAAAUUACGGAAACAUUUUGUGGACUCGAAUACAGGAGUCAGCGUGCCUUGGAAUUUUCCGGAUGAAAGAAUUUUAGGUCUCUAUAAGUCACCUACUGUUUCCUCUGUCGAAAGACUGAGAAAAUUGGAGAAUGUAUGGAGUGGAAGAAUUGAUGAGAGGAAACUACAACCUUUCUUGUUGGAGAAAUUUGAUUGGGGAAUCAAUAAAUAUCUCGACUACAUCGUCCCAAUCAUUCUCACACAAUCUCUCGCUUCCUUCGACCGGAAUGGAGAAUCGAACAUUGACGAGUACAAUCUCAUAUAUAUGGAAUCUGGACUAACUUGCAACGUGUGGUUCUCAUUGUUCGCGGUUACAUCUCUCGGAAAGGAAUGGGUGGAUAGGUGUGUUGAGGAUCUGAACAAAAAGCGCCCGAAGAGAUGGAAACGCUAUGAAAUACCAUGGGGAAAUGGACCGAUGGGGGAGGGUAAGGGAUUAUUGACAUGUGUUGUCAAGCAUGCGAUGGAACCAGAGAUUUCUCUAGUACCUGAUGCUGAGCCUGAACUUGAACAUUCGGUUUCCAAAAACAGGAGACGAUCUUUUUCACCACAUAGAAUGGUUCUUGAAGAUAGGACACGAAUGAAGAAACCUCGAGUUUCAAUUUCACCUCCAUUAACACCAACACCUCAGGAUCGAUUUACGGUUACGAAAGAAGAGAUAUCAAUUGAUAUUUCUUUGUAUGAGGAUUCAGACGAUGAUUUGUUUGGAUCUACAGAGGAAAUCUCAAAACCCCCGAGGCAAUCCACAGUUUUUGACGGUCAGGAAAGGCAGCGGGGCUAUUACACAAGUACCGAGAUGAAAUUGGAUUCUUCCAAAUCUCUCAAGUCAACUGGAAGCCAUGCCUAUAGGGUCAUAUCACCAUCACCAACUAAUCACAAACCUCAAUCAACUCAAGAUUCUCAGAUGAAUCUUCUCUCCAACUUCAAACACAGCGCUAUACCUCUUCCCCUCUCAACUCAAUCCACCCCUAUAAAUGAAGAAUACACAAACACAUUCCACAUCGCCAUGGACGAGCCUCUAGACUCAGACUCAGAAUUUGAAUUUGAAUUUCCAAACCCUCUUCCCUUCAACUGCCAACCCACCAAUCUCGAAAACGAUUCCACAACCGACUUCACAAACGACACCUUCACCAUCGCCAUGGACGAACCCCUCGAUCUGGAUCUCGAUCUCGAGUCCGAACCCGAGUCUCUGCACAUCACAUCCCAUAUUCCUUCAAACCCAGCUUCACAGCUGAACAACACAUCUUCAAGUUCAAACCUCUUGGGUACCAAUACCGAUCUCAACACCAACACCAAUAACUGGAUAUCACCACCAAAUCCCAACAUUCUUCUCUAUCCCGCCCAUCCUACAGGUCCUUAUCAAGAACUCGAUAUUUCGUCUUUUUUCUCAUCUGGGCUAUCGCAAUCCCAAUCACAAUCACAGUCAUAA
Molecule: messenger RNA, 2271 nt
Organism: Botrytis porri
Lineage: Eukaryota; Fungi; Ascomycota; Leotiomycetes; Helotiales; Sclerotiniaceae
Exons: 3
Coding region: 1-2271 (756 amino acids)
Molecular function (GO): 5'-flap endonuclease activity
Source: RefSeq, a predicted model, not a curated record